Molecule: messenger RNA, 1244 nt
Organism: Coccomyxa subellipsoidea C-169
Lineage: Eukaryota; Viridiplantae; Chlorophyta; Trebouxiophyceae; Coccomyxaceae
Exons: 4
Coding region: 202-1212 (336 amino acids)
Source: RefSeq, a predicted model, not a curated record
CACAAACACUUCAGCACGCUUCAAGGAAUUAUUCAGCCUGUGGAAGCUUUGCGAUAGGAUUGAAAUUGUCCCAUCCAAGGAAGCGAACACCUGCCAUCCUGCAAAAUCACCGAUUUUUUGUCAUGAAGUUAUCUCCAAAUUUACCUGUUUAUUCCAAAUAUAUUGAGCUGCGUCUCCAAACGAUUGUAGGUUGUGAGUCUCAUGGAGAUGUAUAAGAUGGGCAUUGGGAGGCAGCUUUUUUGCAAUUGUCGCUUCCUAUGCCAUCUUAGAAGUCAAUUUGAUAUCAAUUACCAGAUACAAAACGUAAGAAUGUCAUUGCCACCAAUAAAUUGUGGGAAAAAGUACCAAAGCACCGCCUGGAUCUCCUCCAGAUCACAAGUCAGAAGCAGAGAGCAUGCUUGGAGUGCUUUGCUCAGUAAAAGGGGCAGCCUUUGCUGCAACACAACAGAGAGUCAGCAGUAUGAUACAGUGUCAAUAUGGGAGAGGGCAAAGUCUUCACAGGGGAUUUCUACCUCAGAUAUACCUGAUGACCUCUUGAACGCAUCAAGACUUGAGGCAGCUCAUGAGAGAGACAGCUUGGAAGGCAGCGGAGGAAAGGCUGUCUCCGAAGCAAGCAACAGCAGCUCAGAUCUUGAGAAAUUCUUCCUCAGAGGGGCUCGCGUGACAUCCCUGGCACAGGGUGAAUGGCAUCAUUUUGUCAGGGAGGGUGACACCGUUGUGGAUGCAACCUGCGGCAAUGGGAAUGACAGCAAAUGGCUGGCAGAGAAGAUCGGCCCAAAGGGGCAGCUCGUUGCAUUUGACAUUCAGGAGGAUGCCAUCCGCAGCACAAGCGCUGUCCUUGAGGACGAAGUGGAUCCAGAGCUGCUCCCCACUGUCCGCUUUGUCCAUGGAUGCCACUCUAAAUUAGAGGAGCAUGUCCAAGCAGCACGGUUCGUGUGCUUCAACCUGGGCUUUCUGCCCGGUGGAGACCGCAGCAUCAUCAGCCAGCCGGCUACCUCUGUGGCUGCUGUCAAGGCCGCCAUGAAUAUUUUGGAACCUGGGGGAAUUAUCAGUGUGCUGGCAUAUGUAGGCCAUCCAGGCGGCAUGGAGGAAUACAGGGCGGUGCAAGAGAUGGCCACGCAGGUUCACCCUCAGGAGUUCACUGUCCUGGAGCAGCGCAUCUUGAACCGGCCAAACUCCCCUGUCUUGAUCAUGCUGUGGCGAAGGCCUUGAUGCCAGCCCACCUUGUAAGGCUCUUUCGUUAC